Heteronotia binoei (common prickly gecko) is the source of this 936-nucleotide messenger RNA. RefSeq names its product heat shock protein family B (small) member 1 (gene HSPB1). The transcript has 3 exons. Bases 137 to 781 code for a protein of 214 amino acids. Gene Ontology annotation, biological process: response to heat; protein refolding. Lineage: Eukaryota; Metazoa; Chordata; Lepidosauria; Squamata; Gekkonidae. The record is from RefSeq and is a predicted model, not a curated record. Gene Ontology annotation, molecular function: protein folding chaperone.
GAAUUUCCAUUAAUAGAGAUUCGGAAUGCAUGUCCAAAAAUAGCCAUUUGUCUGUUGAUAAGGGCCAGCUGGCGGCUGCUGCUCCCUGCAGUCAGAGUCCAAACAGAGAGCUCCAAGCACGACUCCUGGACGAGACAUGUCGGAACGCCAAGUCCCUUUCACUUUCCUCCACAGCCCCAGCUGGGAUCCCUUCCGGGACUGGUAUCGGGGCAGCCGCCUCUUUGACCAGUCCUUUGGGAUGCCCCUCAUCCCUGAAGACUGGUAUAAAUGGCCUGUGGGGACCACCAGCUGGCCAGGCUACGUCCGCCCACUGGCCAGCGUGAGCCCCGAACAGGGAGCUGCCGGACCCAUAGUCGCAUCUCCGAACGCCAAUCCGGCAUACAACCGGGCCCUGAGCCGCCAACUGAGCAGUGGCAUCUCUGAGAUUCGGCAGACUUCAGACAGCUGGAAAGUGGCUUUGGACGUCAACCAUUUUGCGCCGGAGGAACUGGUGGUGAAGACCAAGGAUGGGGUGGUGGAGAUAACUGGUAAGCAUGAGGAAAGACAAGAUGAGCAUGGGUACAUUUCCAGAUGUUUCACCAGAAAAUACACACUUCCUCCUGGUAUUGAUCCUGCCGCAGUCCGCUCCACUCUUUCCCCAGAUGGCACACUGACCGUGGAAGCCCUGCUGCCCAAACCAGCCAUUCAGUCUGCAGAGAUCAAGAUCCCCGUCACCUUUGAGGCCCAUGCCCUGAUCCCCCCAUCAGAAGCCAAGAAGCCCGAGGAGGCAACCAAGAAAUAACUGGUCUCUGGAGAUCUGCAACUUGAAAAAAGAGUAUUUCAGAUCCUCACCGAUUCCUUUUAUAAAGUGUUUUCUGUAUCUGCUCCACGUCACAAAAUUACUUUGUCAAAUUUCCCCGUGGUUCAUUUAAAAAAAAUAUAUUUUGUGCCCCGCAA